AGUGCUUCAAGUUGUUCUCAGCGUGCGAUAUGACCACCCUGUUAUCGACGGCCACAAUCACAGCGACGGGCCUCCUUUGCAAAGCAUUUCUCAACUCAGGACUUUGCUCCAUCACCGUUAGCAAUCUUCACAUACUUUUGGAUGCUCUACGGAACGAUGAGAGGCGGCGAAAUGGACAGGGCGUGGUAACAGUUGCGAAUCAUAUUUCCACACUGGAUGAUCCACUAGUGUGGGGAACACUCCCGACGGAACUCUACUUGAACUCCAACACAACGCGGUGGUCGCUUGGUGCAUCAGAUAUCAUGUUUACUAACCCUCUGUUUUCCGCUUUCUUUCGUAAGGGUCAGGUGCUAGAGACAUUUCGGGGAAAUGGAAUCUUCCAACCUUCCAUAGAUAUUGCCAUCAAGCAACUUAAUGAAGGGCAUUGGGUGCAUCUUUUUGGAGAGGGAAAAGUCAACCAACCACCCGAUUAUCCGCGAACAAAUGGAGUCGCUCGCUUACCACGAUUCAAAUGGGGAGUUGGACGAAUCCUAAUGGAAACUGCAGUCCCCCCUCUUAUCAUACCGAUGUGGCUCACUGGUUUCGACAAAUUGAUGCCCGAACACCGUUCGUUUCCAUACAAGUACUUCCCAAGAUUAGGUAUCAGACUUGGUGUGGUGUUUGGCAAUCCAAUAUCAGUCGAGGAAAUAACAGCUGCAUUGAGUGCGCACUCGUAUGUGCCACUUGUCACGGAAGAUGGUGUGGAGUCGAAGCUUAACAAUGAGCUUCAUCCGGGUGGCUGUGUGUGUCGCACAGCUAUGCGGGCUGAAGAGCAGUUUGCGUUGGGAUGUGAACGGAAACGACAGAUGGACGUGGUACGGAGCGAUGUGACUGCGAUCGUCCAACGAGCGGUGGAAGCUUUGGGUAGACAAGUUUCUGGUAACCUUCUUGACAACUCACGUUCAUAA
Suillus subalutaceus is the source of this 947-nucleotide messenger RNA. Its product is annotated as acyltransferase-domain-containing protein. The transcript has 7 exons. Bases 30 to 947 code for a protein of 305 amino acids. Lineage: Eukaryota; Fungi; Basidiomycota; Agaricomycetes; Boletales; Suillaceae. Gene Ontology annotation, molecular function: 1-acylglycerophosphocholine O-acyltransferase activity. Gene Ontology annotation, biological process: cardiolipin acyl-chain remodeling; inner mitochondrial membrane organization. The record is from RefSeq and is a predicted model, not a curated record. Gene Ontology annotation, cellular component: mitochondrial membrane.